ACAUUUAUUUGAUCAUCAUAACGUCAGAUAAGGAUUGUCACCAUUGCUGGAUUAUCAACGUUUUCUUGGAUACAUUAUUGCAUCUACUGUUAUUUCAAGCUAAACAAAUAUUUUAAGGUCUACAGUUAAUUGUUGGGAGACUGGGAGGACAUUUCGUAAUGAUAUAAAACAGAAAGGAAGGAAGGAUCUUUUUUUAACCUCGGUCUGCUGCUGCCGUUUCCCUGCUGUUGGACGGAGCAUACUUUUUUUCCGAUGAAGAAUACGAAAACAUUUAAAAUUGACACAUUUAAUAGCCUUUUUGGUUGCGAGACCAUCAACUCUCUUGCGGUCCACCUUGGAUUACCCGACGAAAGAGCAAGCUUGAUUUUUUAGCCUCGCUUGUCUGCAGUCUGACGUUAUUUGCAAAGUGAAACAAGGAUGAAACAUUCCUGUUCACAGUUGCCUGUUGUAUGUGGUAGGCUACAUUGUGAGGGGAACGGUGGUGUUAAGAAAGAAAGCUAUUAAUAGCUCAUGCAAUUCUCGAAAACUAUCACAACUGGUGCAUCAGCUUGCCUUGUGGGGGCUGACGGAAUCGAAUUCAGAUGUCUUGCAUGCAAUUUGCAACAGACUGGUCUUCGACACCUAAACGGUCCAUUUAGUAGUGUGGAUAAUACACGCGUAAUAAACUACAGCGUUUUUCUAUAAGAAGUUUUCGGACUAACCACACAUUUUGAUGGAUUUUUGCGCUCAGGAAGAAAAUAAUAGCUCUACUUCGCAUGGAUUACACUAUUAUUUAAUCAUUAAAGUAUCAUCGGAAAGACUGGCAUGGACACGGAUGGACAUUUCUCUCCAUGGAUUAAGACACGGAUACAUUUUAGCCUAGCCUACAUGCUUUAUGCGUUUGAAAAUGAUCAGGUUUGGAUAGCCUGAGCUGGACAGUAACAAUGUUCUGAUCUGCGAACACACUUGGAUGUACAAAAACAAACCAUUCGUUUUGGCAGGCUAUACAAUCAAAGGGGGUUAUUUAUAUAUUUCGAAUCCUUUCUUUGAGUACACCCUCUGUUCAGCCGGGUUAUUUUUUUAUGACAGUUGACACAAUAUUUGGGCUACUUAAGGUUAGCCAUUGAUCUGUUAGACAAUUACCCGUGUUUUGGCGGUGGUGUGGCAUACUUGUAAGGGAACCGAUUUGCCACCACUGCUCGGUCUUGUUACCGAUCAAGGAUUUCGACAUGCCCAGUACUGACGACCCGAACGGCGGACGAUUAUGACUACGGCAGCGAAUUGGGUGGCUAACGGGGCAAGCCUUGAAGACUGCCACUCCAACCUCUUCUCUCUGGCAGAGCUGACGGGCAUCAAGUGGAGGUGCUACAGCUUCCGUGGCGGGGGCGAGUACGGGCCAGUGAUCUCGGCACCAGCCCAGGACGACCCGGUGCUGCGCAGCUUCAUGCGCUGCGUGCAGGCCAACCUCCUGUGUGUGUGGCGCCGCAAAGUCAAGCCUGACGCCAAGGAGCUGUGGAUCUUCUGGUGGGGCGACGAGCCCAACCUCUCUGACGUCAUCCAUCACGAGCUGGAAGAUAAAGAUGAGGAGAUCUCUCUCUGA
Oncorhynchus keta (chum salmon) is the source of this 1579-nucleotide messenger RNA. Its product is annotated as mediator of RNA polymerase II transcription subunit 13-like. Lineage: Eukaryota; Metazoa; Chordata; Actinopteri; Salmoniformes; Salmonidae. Gene Ontology annotation, biological process: regulation of transcription by RNA polymerase II. Bases 1244 to 1579 code for a protein of 111 amino acids. The record is from RefSeq and is a predicted model, not a curated record. Gene Ontology annotation, molecular function: transcription coregulator activity. Gene Ontology annotation, cellular component: mediator complex. The transcript is spliced from 3 exons.